Molecule: messenger RNA, 1378 nt
Organism: Ciona intestinalis (vase tunicate)
Lineage: Eukaryota; Metazoa; Chordata; Ascidiacea; Phlebobranchia; Cionidae
Product: ubiquitin-conjugating enzyme E2 S
Source: RefSeq, a predicted model, not a curated record
GUUGAUGAAAAAUUAGUGCUUUAGUAGACAAUAGAAAUUUUAUAUUAAUAACGUUUCCGGCCUUUAUAGUGCGUUUGAUAAGUUAUUGCGAUUGCUUUAUUAAAUUGUACUUUUUUGGUCUCCAAAUUCAAUUCUGAGGGAGUGGGCCAUUUCAUAACGAAUUAUAAAUGGCUUUGCAUGGAAAUCAAGAAAAUUUAUCACCACAUAUAGUUCGGCAAGUUUACAAAGAGUUUACUUCACUUAAAAAUGAACCAGUGGAAGGGAUCCAAGUAACAAUAAAUGAAGAUGAUGUUUCAGAAAUACACGCAGUUAUAGAGGGACCACAAGGUACACCAUUUGCAGGUGGAAUAUUCAAGAUGAAACUUUGUCUAACAAGGGACUUUCCGGCUUCACCACCCAAAGGUUUUUUCCUAACAAAAAUAUUUCACCCAAAUGUUAGUUCAUCUGGAGAAAUAUGUGUCAACACUUUAAAACAAGACUGGAAUUCGAAGAUGGGGAUCAGAAAUGUAUUGUUGACUAUAAAAUGUCUCUUGAUUCACCCCAAUCCUGAAUCAGCUUUAAAUGAGGAGGCAGGAAGACUUUUGCUUGAGCAUUAUGCGGAUUAUGAGGAGAGAGCAAAACUAAUGACUGAGAUACACGCUCUGCCAUCCGGAUCACGAGCACAGAGAACAGAAGAGAAACCCUCAACCAGUGGACUCGGACAUCGUCAUAUGGAGUCUGGUGGAAAUGGCCCUGCUUCAAAAAAACAUGCAGCUGAAAAACUUAAUGAGAAAAAAAGAAAAGAAAAGAAGCGAGGCCUAAAGCGGCUGUAAACUAAAAAUAUUAUUCUUACAUUAGAAUGUCAUUUGCCUCAAUCUGUCAAAAACUUUUGCAUGUGUUUUGAGUACAAAUAAAAUUUGUGCUCAUACAUGCCAGCAUACAUUUAAUAGCAAAAAUUAUUGAACACCAUGUUUGCUCUUGACACAUCAGUCACAGUGUGAAAUAAACUACAUUUCCUUACUACUCUUCCCAUCUCUACUUCAUACUUUAUUAUUUACUCUGUAUUUUCUGUCCACUGCGGAUCUAAUGUUAACUGCAAUAUUCUAUACCAUUUGUAUGAUGUUGUGUAUUUGCUCUCAUGGAUUUUAGAAUUUCCUGUAAUUUUCCACUCUUUUUAGACAGUCAUAGUAUAUUUUCACAACCCAAUUGCAAGUUGUUUCCUUUAUUUUAUUAUAAAACAGAAUAGAGAAUACUAUGUGUUGCAGUGAUGUGGUCAGCUAAAUCUCAUCACUGGUGAUACUAGAAGGCACCAUUUCAUUCCUUCAGUUUGAAUGCACGUUCUAAGUUCUUGUGUUGAACAGACGCACUUCAUUGUAGAAAUACAAUUCCCGCAAAAAUA